AUGGCCUCUCAAUCCAACGGCACCUCUCCGCCCCUCCGUCAGUAUUCCCCCACACCCCCACAUUAUCCAGACGAACGGCUACUAAAUCCCGUAGAGAGGAUCGACUCGCAACCUGAGAACCCCUUUUCGCAGCUCAUUACCGACCAGCAUUAUGCCGUUAUUCCUUCCUUCACGCUGGAAUCUGGCGUGACGCUGUAUAGUGUUCCGGUGGCGUAUACGACGCGAGGUCAACUGUCCCCGAACGGCGACAACGUUUUGGUCAUUUGUCAUGCAUUGAGUGGCAGCGCAGAUGUAGCGGAUUGGUGGGGUCCCCUGCUAGGAGGCCCCGGUCAGGCAUUUGACACGUCGCGGUUCUACGUUGUCUGCCUGAACAGCUUAGGCAGCCCGUACGGAAGUGCUAGUGCUGUCACUCACAAGGAUGGCGACCCUGAAAAGGGUCUGUACGGACCUGAGUUUCCUCUCACCACUGUACGCGAUGAUGUGAGGAUCCAUAAAAUCGUCUUGGAUGACUUGGGUGUGCAACAGAUUGCGGCUGUGAUCGGUGGCUCCAUGGGCGGUAUGCUCACUCUGGAAUACGCAUUCUUUGGCAAAGACUACGUGCGCGCUAUUGUGCCAAUUGCGACUUCCCCACGCCAUUCCGCAUGGUGUAUCAGCUGGGGUGAAGCCCAGCGGCAGAGCAUCUACAGUGAUCCGAAGUAUGAUGAUGGCUAUUAUCCGUUCGAUGACCCCCCAACGACGGGACUCGGUGCGGCUCGUAUGUCCGCUCUCCUCACCUACCGGAGCCGCAAUUCGUUUGAGUCUCGGUUUGGUAGAAACGUACCGGACCCAUCCAAGCGCCAAAAUAUCAAUGGGACCGAGAAACUGCCUACCCCGCCUAAUGAACAUUGGGCCAUCCACAACGAUGGCCACAAGAGUGGACGGACCACUCCAGGCGAGCCAGCCACUCCAGGGCUGAGGCAACUAGCUGAGGUCCAAUAUAUGGAUCCCCAGUUCUCUGGGACCAAAACUUACAGCAAACCCAUCGACACUACCGCGAAUGGAGACCGCUCGAAGCGGCCUGCGACGUACUUUUCAGCCCAGUCAUACCUCCGGUAUCAGGGUGAGAAGUUUGUCAAGCGAUUUGAUGCCAAUUGCUACAUUGCAAUUACACGGAAGCUUGAUACGCACGAUGUGUCGAGGCACCGGGUUAGCCCAAUCUCUGCGGAUCCUGUAAAGGAGGCGUUGUCACAAGUCCAACAGCCAGCGUUGGUCCUGGGAAUCGAAAGUGACGGGUUGUUCACCUUCGAGGAACAGGAGGAGAUAGCAGCAGGUAUUCCGGACUCACGGUUAAAGCGAAUUGAAAGCCCAGAGGGUCACGAUGCCUUCCUUCUUCAAUUUGAGCAGGUUAACCGCUACAUCCUUGAGUUCUUCCGGGAGGUUCUACCGGAUAUCAUGUCGAAAACUCCGGCCGAAGGUGUAGCCGUCACGGAUGGGGUAAACAAGCUAGCCAAGAGCAGUACGUUUGGGGAAGCGGAGGUGGAAGAUAUUACCGCCUGGUAG
This is a messenger RNA of Aspergillus tanneri, 1539 nucleotides long. It is a transcript of the gene met2, whose product is annotated as homoserine O-acetyltransferase. Bases 1 to 1539 code for a protein of 512 amino acids. The transcript has 2 exons. Gene Ontology annotation, molecular function: homoserine O-acetyltransferase activity. NCBI's taxonomy places the organism in Eukaryota, Fungi, Ascomycota, Eurotiomycetes, Eurotiales, Aspergillaceae. Gene Ontology annotation, biological process: L-homoserine metabolic process. The record is from RefSeq and is a predicted model, not a curated record.